Aphis gossypii (cotton aphid) is the source of this 1439-nucleotide messenger RNA. RefSeq names its product facilitated trehalose transporter Tret1-like. The record is from RefSeq and is a predicted model, not a curated record. Gene Ontology annotation, biological process: transmembrane transport. The coding region runs from base 16 to 1422 and encodes 468 amino acids. Lineage: Eukaryota; Metazoa; Arthropoda; Insecta; Hemiptera; Aphididae. Gene Ontology annotation, molecular function: transmembrane transporter activity. Gene Ontology annotation, cellular component: membrane. The transcript is spliced from 7 exons.
CCCACGUCCAAAAUUAUGGAAGGAAUUAAUAAAUAUAAAUAUGGAUUUAAAUCAACAAUAGCUCAAUGUUGGGCAAUAUCAAGCAUAUGGUUAUUACAAUUUCAAUUCGGCAUACAUGUUGCAAUAUUUAGUAUAGUUAUAGGUACCUUGGAAAAUAACAGGCCAGACGAAAAUGAAUUUUUAACCAUAACAAGAGAAGAAACAUCUAGGAUUGAUAGUUUAUCACAUUUGUUCACACUACUGGGACAUGUCUUGUCCUCACUUUUACUGGACCGUCUUGGUCACAAAAAAUGUAUGAUACUGACAAAUAUACUGUUCCUAAUAGCACAGAUUAUGUUGUAUUUUGCUAAAAACGUAGAAAUGCUAUACGCCAGUAUGAGCCUAAUGGCGUUUGGACUGGGAUAUUCAAAAGCCCCGAGUCUUGCAUAUGCCGGUGAAGUAUGCGAUCCGAAACUAAGAGGCGUCUUGAUUUCAUCAUUGGAUAUAUUUUAUUAUGUCGGAUCCAUAAUAUUGUUUACUUUAUACAGCUAUAAUGAGCAAUGGAGAUUGACGGUGCUAAUAACUACGGUUUUUCCAAUUUUGACCAUUAUUAUAUUAAUAGCGAUUCCAGAUUCUCCGAUGUGGUUAUUGGCCAGAGGAAAACGUUCAAAAGCACAUCGAAACCUCAGCAGAUUGAGAGGAAAUGUUUCGUAUGAGAAAUGUGAAAACGAAUUUCAAGAAAUGGUUAGAUACAACGUUCCCUCUAACAAUGACGAACAACAUCACAAAGAAAAUACAAAUAUUUGGAAGCAACUUUUGGAGCCUGAAGUACUAAGGCCUUUACGUUUAAUGACGAUAUAUUUUUUCUGCAUAAACUUAUUAUGUGGAUUACCGUUAUUCCCUUAUUUAGUAGUUAUAUUAGAUACAUUUCCUGGACCUGUUAACGUCGAAUGGCCAAUAGCAUACGUGAUAAUCCCUUCUAUAACAGGAAGUAUAAUGGCAGUUUUUCUGAUACGUAAAUUAGGCAAACGAGUUCUUACGCUAUUUACGUCAUCGGUUUGCUCUAUUUGCUAUAUACUUAUUGGACUCAUUGGUGUUUAUUUUAAAAACUCCAAAUCAUGGGCAUCAUGGACAGUACUAAUACUCUUUUUAACUACUACCUUAGUUACAUCAAUUGGAAUGAUUCCCGUUUCGUGGACUCUAGUCACCGAAAUAUUUCCCGCAAAGUGUAGAAACACUUUAUGCUGUAUCUGUUUGGGUGUUCACUUUAUUAUUAACUUUUUUAUGACAACAUAUUACCCAGAAUUUGAAUUUCUAGUGGGAUUUUUUAAUGUAUUUACUAUUCUUGGUAUUUUUGGUUUAUUUGGUUGUAUAUAUUUUUAUUUUUGUCUACCAGAAACAGAAAAAAAAACUUUACAAGAAAUUACAGAGUUUUUCAAAUAGAAUCACACACUCAAUCA